This is a messenger RNA of Drosophila biarmipes, 1030 nucleotides long. RefSeq names its product RWD domain-containing protein 4. The record is from RefSeq and is a predicted model, not a curated record. NCBI's taxonomy places the organism in Eukaryota, Metazoa, Arthropoda, Insecta, Diptera, Drosophilidae. Gene Ontology annotation, molecular function: protein binding. The transcript is spliced from 3 exons. Bases 110 to 748 code for a protein of 212 amino acids.
UUGUGGCUGUUGCUUUUGUUUUUGUUACAAAACAUUUUUGUGAUUUUUGUGUUAUUUGAAACAAAAAAUGAUAAAAACCCUAAACAGAAAUUAAUCAAAACGAGACACAAUGUCCACGCCACUGGAACAGCAAACGGAUGAGCGGGAGGCCUUGCAGUCGAUUUACGAGGGCGACACAAACUUUAAGGAAAUUGACAGCGUCACAUUUCAGUACAAAUAUGGCGAAGAGGACAGCUACAAGUCUUUUCUGGUGGAGUUGAAAUGGGGCGAAAACUAUCCAGAUGAGGCGCCAACGAUCAACAUGAAUACAUUUUACAAUAGGAAUCUACUUCCUGCUGUCAAGGAGGAAAUCCAAAAUGCCCUCAAUGCGGAAGCUACUCAGUGGUUGGGCUGUGGCAUGACAUACACCCUUUUCGAAUCCCUGAAGGACAACCUGGAGCAACUGACCGCCGCCCAGCCUAAAUCCGCACCCACUAUAGCAUCCGUAGACGAUGGCGUAGGUGCUCUGAAGAUAUCCGAUCCCGACUCAGAUGCUAAAAAAAAGGAGCCCAAGAAGGAGCACCUGACCAAGGCGCAAAAGCGCCGGCAGUGGGAGCGAACCGAUCACAAAGGAGACCGGGAACGUGGUUGGGAUUGGGUAGACCUUGUCAAGCAUUUAUCGCAGACGGGUGGAAAGAACGAUGAUGGUCAGACUGCCGCCGAAAUCGCAGCGUCCAACGCUCCAGCUCUGCAUCCCCUGAACAACUAACAACCCUAAACACAUGUGUGGAGAAAACAACAACGAGAAAGCUUCAAAUCGAAAUCAAAAGCCAAUACUAUUUUUAAUGUGAUCAGAUAAUGGCGAAUUAGCGCAAGCGAGUCUAUCAUUAAAACCAGAAUUAUGUUUACUAGCUAUUAAAAGGUUACAACUUUUGACUGACUUGUGCUCUAAUUGUGUCUCCAUGUGUAACUGGGAGCAGGGAAUUUCCCAAUGAAUAAGUCGUUCGUCAAGUCACUCUUAACGAUUGAAAAUAUACGUGGCUCCAGCUUA